Cladocopium goreaui is the source of this 1101-nucleotide messenger RNA. Lineage: Eukaryota; Dinophyceae; Suessiales; Symbiodiniaceae. The record is from the annotation of a GenBank genome assembly.
GCGUUAGACACACUGGAAUCGAAGGGAGUGCUUAAGCUCCCUAAAAGCCUGCGCAUGGAAGACGGUCCUUACGAGGAGUUCGCCAGGGAACACGGUGAAGUACCUGGUUGGACCCGUGGGAUUCGUUCUGGAAAGGCGGUGCGGAGGAAGCGCCAGGCGUAUAUUCGCCAUCGUAUAGAGGAAGGUGAGGACCCUGACCAGGUGGCGAUUGUUCAUCAGGAUGGUCAGGCGAGACCUCUUCACACGCCAAGGACUUGGGGGCCGAACGCGGAUUCUUCAGACGAUGGUGUCGGGCUUGCGGGGUAUCCAGAGCCUCGGAGGUCGCUCAGUGAUUUGAGUUCGGUGCAGUUGGUCCCUCAGUCGGCGUUGUAUCAGCCUGUGCGCACAGGUGGGCUGGUUCCCAAAGCCCGUGGUUUUUCAGAUCCCUACGACAAGGGGAAAAGCAGAGCUGCGUCGGCAUUUGCAAAGCCUAAGGCUAGUGCAUCUGCUUCUUCGUCGGUGGUUUCUAAGGCGAAGCCUGUCUCUGCUCCAUCUUCCUCAUCACAGCCGCGAGUGAUUACAAUUGAAGACGGUUCGGUUGUUGAGGAGAACAUUGGGAAGUUGCCGGGAUCGGCAAUCGUGCUGGAAUGGCACCAGGUGCUGGACACCGAUCGCAUUACAAAGUGGCGUGCUGAGUGGAUUGACGCUGACGGGCAGGAAUUGUCCGAUGAAGAUGUUCCUCAAUGCCCGCCGGACAACAAUGAUGAGCAUGAGGAACCUCCCGACCGUUCGUCAGUUGCUGGUCUGUCAGUUGUUGCCGAAGUCGCGACCAUGUCCUUCAAGAUGGGUCAUUGGUGUUGGGCUCCAGCGACUUUGCUAAGCGAUGCAUCGCACUCAAUCAAGAGCUUAGUGGAAAAAGCUCCAAAAGCCGCGAGAUCGCCACAUCUUGAAGAUGGAUCUCUUCUGGCUGAGGAGGAUGCUGUUAAAGGCCAAUUGUCUUCAGUUGCGGCGCGGCUGGUGAUGAAAUUCAUGAUUUUGGAAGACAACAAAGCUGUUAUCUCAAUCAUCGCCAAAGGUUUCUCACAGAAACUGCGGCGUCUUGCCAAGACGCAUCGUGUUCAU